Molecule: messenger RNA, 1560 nt
Organism: Saxophila tyrrhenica
Lineage: Eukaryota; Fungi; Ascomycota; Dothideomycetes; Mycosphaerellales; Extremaceae
Gene: THI6
Product: thiamine biosynthetic bifunctional enzyme
Exons: 2
Coding region: 1-1560 (519 amino acids)
Biological process (GO): thiamine biosynthetic process
Cellular component (GO): cytoplasm
Molecular function (GO): thiamine-phosphate diphosphorylase activity; hydroxyethylthiazole kinase activity; ATP binding
Source: RefSeq, a predicted model, not a curated record
AUGACGGCGAGACGUUCUGUCGACUACUCACUCUAUCUUGUUACCGAUUCGACUUCGGCCAUACUCGGCAAAAAGGACCUGCUAGAGGUCGUGAAAGCAGCCGUUGCAGGAGGUGUGACCAUUGUUCAGUAUAGAGACAAGACUUCGGAAACCGCAGAUGUUGUACAGAUAGCGCAACAGCUCUAUGAAGUCACCAAAGCCGCCGGCGUGCCGCUUCUAAUCAAUGACCGGGUGGAUGUGGCACUCGCAGUUGGUUGCGAGGGCGUCCACGUCGGUCAAGAUGACAUGGACCUGAAGACCGCUCGGAAGCUGCUAGGACCCGACGCCAUUGUCGGCGUUACUGCGAACAGCGAGGAGGAGGCGUCGCAGGCAGCGCGAGAUGGCGCCGACUACCUAGGAAUCGGGACGGUGUACGCAACCCCAACCAAGGAGAACACCAAAUCCAUUAUCGGGACUGCUGGUGUACAGCAAAUAUUGUCCUCGCUCGCCAAACAAAACCACACAGUCAAAACCGUCUGCAUCGGCGGCAUCAACCACGCCAACGCCCAGCGCGUCCUCUACCAAACCGCCUCCCCCUCCAAACAGCUCGACGGCAUAGCAGUAGUCAGCGCCAUAAUGGCCGCCUCCGACCCCAAAAAAGCCUCAUCCGACCUCCGCCAACUCAUCGCCACCCCACCACCCUUCGCCACCUCCGCCUCCAAACCCCAGCUCAGCCCCUCCGACCUUGUCGCCCGCAUCCCAACCAUAAUCAAAACAAUGGCCUCAAAGAAACCCCUCUGCCACAACAUGACCAACCUCGUCGUCCAAAACUUCGCGGCCAACGUCGCUAUCGCCAUCGGCUCCAGCCCGAUAAUGUCCAACAACGGCCUCGAAGCGCCCGAUCUCGCGAACUUAGGCGGGAGCUUGGUGAUAAACAUGGGCACCACCACGCCUGAGAUCCGGGAGAACCAUCUCAAAGCUCUUGCGGCGUAUAACGCUGUCGGCGGACCUACGCUUUUAGAUCCGGUGGGUGCAGGGGCGACGCAGCAGCGACGGGAAGGUGUGAAGGCGUUGUUGGCGGGUGGGUAUUUUGACGUGCUGAAAGGGAAUGAGGGUGAGAUCCGGACGGCGUCUGGGGCGCAGGGGGUCCAGCAGCGGGGCGUGGAUAGUGGUGCGUCGCAGCUUUCAAUGGAGGAGAAGAUCGCAUUGGUGAAGGAGACGGCUGGGCGGUUGAGGAACGUUGUGCUAAUGACUGGGUCGGCGGAUGUGAUUUCAGAUGGUGAACGCACGUUUGUCAUUGAGAACGGGCAUGAGUUACUGGGCGAGAUUACGGGGAGUGGGUGUGCGCUGGGGACGACUAUCGCGAGUGUGAUGGCGACGUGGAGAGAGGAUAAGUUGCUGGCGGCUGUGGCGGGGUGUUUGAUGUAUGAGAUUGCGGCGGAGAGGGCGGCGGGGAGGGAAAAUGUGAAAGGGCCGGGGACGUUUGUGCCUGCUUUUAUUGAUGAGUUGUAUCUUAUUCGGAAGGAGAGUUUGGAUGAGAACGGACAGUGGGUGCAGGGUGCAAAGGUCAGAGCUGCAUAG